This is a messenger RNA of Ostreococcus lucimarinus CCE9901, 2237 nucleotides long. RefSeq lists its product with no specific name. The transcript has a single exon. The record is from RefSeq and is a predicted model, not a curated record. NCBI's taxonomy places the organism in Eukaryota, Viridiplantae, Chlorophyta, Mamiellophyceae, Mamiellales, Bathycoccaceae. The coding region runs from base 1 to 2055 and encodes 684 amino acids.
AUGCGAAGAGAAAGCCUUCGUGUGACGCGACUUCGCGAUUUGGUUGAAAUUUCCCCGCACGUGUGGGAAGAAUAUUCCGAUCAUUCCCCAGGUUCGGUCUCCGAACUCGGCUCCAAGCAAGGUCAAGUUUUCAAGGAGCUAUUGCUCGAGUCCCCGCACUUCCGCGUGUACUCUUACAACGUCUUACCGUCGGGAGAACAUUCCGUCAAGUUUUUGAUGGGUUCGCCUCGCAUGGACAGCCUCGACGACGUGUCACGAGUCACCACCGUGGUCGCGAACGCUGACGAAGGAUUAAUCAACCUUGUCCCUGAGACGAACGGCAGCGGCUUCGUCGCCGAGAUUCGAUUCCCUCUGCCAGAGUUGGAGACACGAACGAAGAAGAAUGAGGGCAUGUCAUCCACGCAAAUUCGCGAGAGGCGCCUCAACGGCCUCGUUCGCGCCUUGGAGGAACAAAUCAUCGACGAAAGUCUCAUCUGUCUCAUGGAAAAGGGCAGUGACGAUCGAUCAGUCUUCACCGGUGAGGCACGCUUGAACAAGUACUUCACCGGCAUGCGCGCUCGCCCCAGCGAAUUGCUUCAUCGAGGCACGUGCACGUCGUCUUCUCCCACCGCCGGCGCGCUCCAAGCGUCUCGGGACAUGCUUCUCAGACUUUGGGAUCUCGAAGAAAACGCCGACGAGGCACUCUGCGAAGAAGUUCGCGAACGCGUCGAGGCGUUAUUCUGCGACGGCAACGGUCGAAUGGUUAUCCAUCCGUCUGGCACCGACGCGGAGAUGGUUCCGCUCCUUCAAGCAAUCCUCGCCUCUCGCGCUCUCAAGCGCCAAGCUGGUUUGACAGACAUCAAAGGUGACGUAGUCAACAUCGUGUGCUGCGCCGGUGAAGUCGGAAGCGGCACCACUCAAGCAGCAGAAGGGAAAUUCUUCUCGAGCACUGUCCCGUUGGGCGGUUACGGCGUCGUCAACGGCGAGGAGUUGCCAGCAAUUCACAAGCUGUGCAACAUGAAAUCCAUCGAGCUAGUUGCACGAUCGUCCGUCAACGGGGAUCUACUCGAUGAAUACGACGAUAUGGUUGAAAGUACGACGCGCAAAGCUCUCGUGGAGAAUCCGCACAGAGUCGUCGUCGUGCACUCAGUUGCCGGAAGUAAGACGGGUCUAUGCGUCCCGUCACCAGUCGUCGCCGAGAAACUCAAAUCAGAGUUUGGUGACCGCAUCAUCUCUGUUCUCGAUGCGUGUCAAAUGCGCAGUGGUCCGUCGCUGAUUCCUCGCUGGCUCAAUGAAAUGGGUCCUGUUCUCAUGACGAGCUCCAAGUUCUACGGCGGUCCGUCCUUUGGAAGUGGCGUCUUUGUGCCCCACGCGUGCUUGGCGAAGAUGAACGAAGAAUUGGAAGCGGAACCCGCGAGUGCGGUCGUUGACAUCGCCGAGGCGUGCGCAUCCUAUCUCACGUCUUAUGAUAUCGGUCCUCUCAUGCCGCGCCUUCACGACGCCAUGCCGCCUGGUUUCUGUAACACGGGCUUGCUCCUUCGUUGGGCCGCCGGCUUGUACGAGAUGGAAUCGCUCAACGACGCCACCACCAACGCCGGUGGCACGGCAGUCGCUGAAGAAAAACUCCGUUCGUGGGUCUUUGCGAUGCGCGAAGAGGCACAACGGCAUGCUCCCGAGAUCGAAUUCGUUCAACCGAUUGACUACGAGAACGAGUGGCAGUACGGUGGCGUGAACACGAUUAUCUCUGUUCGCUUGCGCAAUCCUGCUGGAGAAUAUUACUCGACGCCCGAGUUGAAGAAAAUAUAUGGUUUGAUGCACUCUGAUAUCUCGGAGCAUCUCGCCGACGGUAGCACCGACGAAGAACGUCGCGUUGCUUCGAAGAGAUGUCUCACUGGGCAACCGGUGGACAUUCCCGAAGGUCCCGUGUUGCGUGUUGUUCUGGGCGCCGCACAGCUCACCGAUUUGGUUAGCGGUGCCCAAACCUUGGAAGAGAUGAUGAAAGAAGAUCGUGAUCUCUUCAAGAAACUCGUUUUGAUCAGCCGACAGUUUUUGCACCUGACGAGCUAUGAGUUGUAGCGUCGCUUCCAGCGAGAAGCCGCUCCUCCCAAAGUAGUUCGCGACUGUCCCUGGGUUGUCGUAUUUUUCGAAUUGCAACGUUAAAAAUGAACGAUUGAGCAUCUCUCGAGAUGACUUUAUGACUUGUGUGAAUUAAUGGUGAAUUAGUUAGAGUGUUGUAGAAUUAUGACCACGAAUGUUCU